AUGAAUAUCGAUAUUAGGGUUAUUGGUGAUUAUGAAGUGAAUUUUGGUGCAUUUAUUGGAAAAGGAAGUUAUGGGAAAGUAUAUGAAGGAAGAAUAGUAAGUUAAAAUAGAAAAAUAUGUGUUAAGGUUUUAAUAAUGAUAAAAAUAGGUUUUAUAAUUGACAGAAGAAAAAAGACCAAUGUUUCAAAGAGAAGUAGAGAUCUUAGAGGAAAUAAAGAAAAUUACACAUCCUAAUAUUCUCAAAAUUUAUCAUAUAGUAGAGUAGAAUUAAAUUAUAUAUAUUUUCAUGGAGAAAUGUAUAGAAAACCUUGAACAAAAAUUAUAAAAGAUGAAAAAGGAAAAUUAAAUAUUUUCAAUUUAUUAGGUUCUCCAUAUCUCAAAAUAAGUUUGCAAAGGAUAUAAAGAAAUUAUGAAGAAAAAUAUAAUUCACAGAGAUAUGAAGCCUGAAAAUAUCUUAAUAGGAGAGGAUGGAUAUUAUAAAGUAUUUUAUUAUUAAAUUUAGAUUAGCGAUUAUGGUUUAAGUAAAACUUUAAAUGAUGUUGAAUCUUUAUUAAAACAAACUUAAUUAGGAACACCUUUAUUUGUAUCACCAUAAGUAAUUUCAGGAAAUUAUUCUAAUAAAGCAGAUCUUUUUAGUGUAAUUUUAAUAUCUAAAUUAGUUUGGAUUAACAAUUUAUUAUAUUACAUUUUAAUAGCCUAUCUUUUAAAUAAAAUCAAUAGGGGAUUUAGAAAAAGAAUUCAAUAGGAUUAAAAAUGGAAUUAAAUUACCUAUAAUCAAAAAUGAAGGUGAUCAAAAUUCAAAAAACAAUUUAGAAUAUUUAUUAAAAAUGACAAUCUAAUAUGAAGAAGAUGAUAGAAUGAGUUGGGAUUAGUUCUAUAAGUAUUUAGAUGGAAUAAAUAUAAAUUCAUCAAUACUUACCGAACCUAAUCUAUAAGAUGAUAAAAAAAAGUAAUUUGUUUAUUAUAUUAAAGGGCUAAUGAUGAUCUAAUGCAUAUUAAUUUACAAAAAAUAAAAUAAAUAGAUGUUGAUCAUUUUAAUUUUAUUAUUAAACCUGCCUAAUAGGAAACAGUUUAAACUCAAAAAUAAUCAAAAUUAGAAGAUUAAACAUCUAUUGAAAAUACGAAUUAGGAUUAUCAAAAUACUAAUUAAGCUUAUCAAAAUAAUAAUUAGGUUAAUCAAAAUAAUAAUUAAAUAAUAUAAUAGAAACAUUAAAUUAGUAACAAUUAAGGGUAAAAUAACAAUUAAAUCCCAAAUAAUUAAAAAAUAUUAAAAUAAUAAUUAGAUUCUUAAGACAAUUAUUAACAAAUUCCAAAAGAUUUUACUAAUUAAAACAAUUUUGAUUCUAAGUUUGUUUAAUCUUAAUAGGAGGAUUAUUAAAAUCCAACUAUGAAUCCUAAUAUUAUCAAACAAAAUACAAAUAGUUCAUAAUUGGGUUAUUAAAUAUAAUUUCAUAAUGAUUUUCAAGAAGAAUAAGAUUCUAAGGUUUAUAAUCAAAUUCAUGAAGAUAAAAAAUUAAAUUUAGAUUCUAAUAAUAAAUAGGAUUAUAAAGUAGUUGAAGUAAAAUAAUAAAAUCUUUUAAUAAGUCCAAAUUAAUAAAGAAAUAACACACCUCAAUAAUUUAAAUAAGAGAAUUAAAUAAAUUAUUAGAAUUUUGUUGCAAAUAAUUAAGCAAAUGCUGAUGAAUCUAUAGUCGACUUUAACAAGUCAAAUUUAAAUUAAGAUUCAUAAUUAAUUAUAAUUAAUAAUCAAUAACUUGAAUAGCAAUUUGGGUCAUAAAAUUAAAAUCCAAUUAAAAAUCAAAAAGAUAAUCAAAUAUUUAUUCCCAGUCAUAAUUAAUCAUCUUCAAAUAGAUAAUAAUAAAUAAAUUAAAUAAUUCCUAAUGAUAAAGUUUCCACUUAAUCAUUAAAUGAAAUAGAUGCUUAAAGUGAAAUACUAUCUAAUGAUACUUUUAAAUUAUCAUUUUCAACCUAAAAAGAAGAUUUUAAUUAGCAAGGUGUUUAAAAUAGCUUUAAAUAAACUUCAAAGUAAUCUUAAGAUUUAGAUUAAGGUAAUUUUGAUUAAGGCAUCAUGCCAAAUUAUAUGAAAUCUCAACCCUAAUAAAAAAACUAAAUCAAUUAAUUUAAGGAUUCUAAUAAAAAUAAAAUAAUUACUAUAUCAGAGAUAAUACCUUAAAACAAAGAUAAUAAUCAAAUAAUUAAUUAAUAAUAAUAAACUUAUUAAACAUAAUAAAAAUAAUAUGCAUAUAAAGCAUAAUAAUAAACAUAAGAACCAUAUUAAGCAUAAUAACCAUAAUAAGAAGUAAUUAAUAAAAAAUAAGAAAUUCAGUCUUAAGAUGUAUAAAAAUAAAGUUUCAUUUAAAAAUAAAUUCAAUAUUCAAAUGAAUAUGUAAAUAAUAAUUCAUAUUAAUACUAAUAAUAAAAAUUACAAUAAGUUUAGAAUUAAAAUUAAAAUAAAAAAAUGGAAAAUACAGAUAGCUAUUAAGAAUUUGGUGUUUCUAAUGAUAAAUAACCAAAUAACUAAUAAUUAAUUAAGUAAUAGGUUUAUUCUAAUUAUAAUAACAAUUUUUAAAAUAGUGUAGCAUAGGAUACUUAAUAAUAAGGAUAAAUUACUACAAAACUAAAAGGAAGACUUAUAAAAAAAGCAGAUGCUAAUCAGCCAGCAUAAUCAUUAAAAUAAGUUUUUUAGAUUAUUUUGUAAAAGAUUAAAUUGGCUGAAAAUGUAUUUAAUUCUUAUCAAAAGUUAAAGUAUUAAAUAAUUAUCAUAACAUAGAACACAUUAGAAAUUAUAAAAGUUUAUCAAAUAGUUUGAAAUUUUUAAUUACCUUUUACGCCAUUAUUAAUAUUCAUUAAUUACUAAUGUAAAAUUAUUUUGCAAAAAUGAUAGAAAUGUAGAGUAAUGUUAUUUAAAAAAAGAUUUGGAUUAAUUUAUUGCUGAAAAUACAAUUUUAGAUUAUUAAAAAUAUCAUUAAUAAUAAAUAAAUGAAAUAACCGAAAUCUAUUAAUAAAAACUUGCAAUUUCAACAGUAAUUAAUUAUUUCAAUUAUUAGGAAGCAUCAAAAGAUAUACAAGAUUUUCUUGAUAGUAGAAAUAACAAUGGUGAUGUGAUAGAUUUAAUUAGAUUUUUAGAAUAGGGGGAUUUCUAUAAGUUUAAUAGCUAUAUAGAAUUAUAUGAAAAGUAUUUUAAAUAGAUCUUUGAUUAACUAAAUUGCAAUUUGAAUUCUAAAGAAUUAUUAAUGUAAAUAGAAUGAUUUAAAUUUAGAUUUUUUGGAUAUUCGAUUAAAUUUAUAAGGAUUGAAAAAGAAUUUCCAUUAAAAAAUUAUAAGAUUAUUAAUUCUAAUUAGAUUGAUUAUUUAAGUGAUGAUGAAGAAUGUUUAAAAGAGUUUAUUAUAGGUUAUAUGAAUGUAAAAUGA
Paramecium pentaurelia is the source of this 3410-nucleotide messenger RNA. NCBI's taxonomy places the organism in Eukaryota, Ciliophora, Oligohymenophorea, Peniculida, Parameciidae. The record is from the annotation of a GenBank genome assembly.